AUGCAGAACGGAUCCGCCGAUUCGGAUCCCAAGCUCCCUGAUCCUAGCGCUACCGAUGUACAAUCACCUGAUGCUGAAAACUCGGGAGAAGUCCAACUAGAGGCACCGAUUUCUGUAGUUGACGGAGAAAUUUCGAGUGAAUUAAGUGGUGAGGACUCACGCGCAAUGCAGUCGAACCAGGAAUCGGGGAGUGGUUCGAAGCUGGGUAACGCGGAGGGGAGUCGAACGUUUACUAUGAGAGAGUUGCUGAAUGAAUUGAAGAAUGGAGAUGCCAAUGAGAACUCUGGAAGAGAAGGCGACACACCACAUAGCCAACCAAACUCAGAACAGCGAAUCAACCAGAGUAAUGCUGCUAUGGAGUUGUUCAACAAUGUCACGGGGCUUGAUGAAGAAGGUAGAUCCCGUCAAAGGAUUCUUGCAUUUGCUGCCAAGAGGUAG
Molecule: messenger RNA, 438 nt
Organism: Striga hermonthica
Lineage: Eukaryota; Viridiplantae; Streptophyta; Magnoliopsida; Lamiales; Orobanchaceae
Source: the annotation of a GenBank genome assembly